AUGCCUCCCAAAAAGGCCACAGCUGCCCCGAAGAAGCCCGCCGCGAGGGCCGCGAAAACCGCCGCCGCAAAUAAGACUGCCGAGGCACCUAAGGCUGUUGAAACUAAGACCGCUAAGACCACCGCCAAACCUAGUAGUACUGGUCGAGGGCGCCCAAAGAAAAUGACUACUGAAGUGACCACCAAGACUACCGCGAAGAAGGGAACCACCGAGACGGCGCGCAAAACAAAGAUCACUGCUACUACCAGCACCGCGUCCAAGAAGCGCAAGGCCGAUGAGGAGGAGGAGAAGCCUCGUGAGCCCAAAAAGCCUCGUGUCAUUGCUCAGCCGCGUGCGACAAAGCCUAAGGCUGUCAAGCCCAAGGCCGCCAAGCCCAAGGUUGUCAUCAAUGAAGCUCCCAAGACUCGGUUGAAUGUGUUUGUUUGUGGCGAGGGAAGCUCGGGUGAGCUUGGUUUGGGCACGGCCAAGAAUGUCAUUGAUGUUAAACGACCUCGCCUGAAUCAGCUUCUGGCCGCCGACAAAGUCGGUGUCGUACAGGUAGCCGUCGGUGGUAUGCACUGUGUUGCCCUGACCCACGACAAUCAGCUCUACACCUGGGGCGUGAAUGAUCAGGGCUCCCUGGGACGCGAUACCGCCUGGGAUGGUGGAUACAAGGACAUGGACGAUAACAGCGAUUCGGAUUCCGAGGAUGAGGAUAGCGGCUUGAACCCCAAGGAAUCCACGCCUACCGCGAUCCCUGCGAGCGCUUUCCCUGAGGGAACUGUUUUCGUUGAAGUCGCCGCUGCCGACAGCGCAAGCUUUGCUUUGACAGAUGAUGGCCUUGUUUACGGCUGGGGAACCUUCCGAAGCAAUGAUGGAAUCCUCGGAUUCGAUGCGAACAACCGCGUGCAGAACACCCCGAUCCUCCUUCCCGACUUGAAGAAUAUCAAGCACCUAGCUUGCGGUGCUAACCAUGUUCUUGCCUUGAACGACAAGGGAGCUGUGUACUCCUGGGGCUCAGGACAGCAGAAUCAACUCGGCCGCCGCAUCGUCGAGCGCAACAAGCUGCACGGCCUGCAGCCACGCGAAUUCGGACUUCCCAAGAACAUUGUGCACAUCGGUAGUGGAUCCUACCACUCCUUCGCCGUCCACACAUCUGGCAAGGUCUACGCUUGGGGUUUGAACAGUUUCGGUGCUACCGCCAUUCGUGAGGGCGCUGGUGAUGAUGAAGCAGCCAUUGUGCACCCUCUUGUUGUCAAGUCGCUCUCGGAGCGCAACAUCACUCAGAUCUGUGGUGGCUCCCACCACUCCAUUGCUCGCACUGCUGACGGCGAGUGCCUGGUAUGGGGUCGCCUGGAUGGGUUCCAGAGCGGCCUAAAGGUGGACACUCUCAGCGACGAUGCCGUUAUCAAGGAUGAGCGUGAACGUCCCCGUAUCCUCAUUGAGCCGACUAUCGUGCCUGGCAUUAAGGCCAAGGUUGUUGCCGCUGCUUCUGACCACUCACUUGCUAUUGAUGCCGAUGGCCGUGCUUGGUCGUGGGGCUUCUCUGCCACCUACCAGACUGGUCAAGGCACUCAGGAUGAUAUCGAGGUUGCUACCAUUAUUGACAACACUGCUGUCCGCGGCAAAAAGCUUAAUUGGGCCGGUGCUGGUGGCCAAUUCUCCGUGUUCACGAUGCCCGCCGACCUCUAG
Molecule: messenger RNA, 1671 nt
Organism: Penicillium longicatenatum
Lineage: Eukaryota; Fungi; Ascomycota; Eurotiomycetes; Eurotiales; Aspergillaceae
Product: RCC1 domain-containing protein
Exons: 2
Coding region: 1-1671 (556 amino acids)
Cellular component (GO): cytoplasm
Molecular function (GO): guanyl-nucleotide exchange factor activity
Source: RefSeq, a predicted model, not a curated record